This is a messenger RNA of Schistosoma spindalis, 672 nucleotides long. NCBI's taxonomy places the organism in Eukaryota, Metazoa, Platyhelminthes, Trematoda, Strigeidida, Schistosomatidae. The record is from the annotation of a GenBank genome assembly.
AUGGUUGAUAUUUAUAACGGUUUCAUGGAUCAGUGCAAAUCAAAUGAAGUUGUAGAUUUACAUGAAUUCCCCUUCUUUCAUUCCUAUGUCGCUGACGUGGAAUCAGGUGAUAUCGCCUCAAAUUCUGAAUCCCAUAUAAGUUUCAAUAUGUUCGGGACGUGUUCUUUAAGAAAUGUUCGGCGUAUUAUACGCCAGAGUCGGCGUCUGAAACCAUUAAGAGUUCACUUACUAAAAUCUGUAUUGGAUUUAUGCAAAGCUGCUGAUUUGGAGCCAUUUGUUUAUGGUGGCACAGCUUUAUCAGUAUUCCGUGAAGACGGAAAAUUCAUAUCACAUGAUACAGAUAUUGACUUGGGUAUUUUAGAAUUUGAUACUGAAGGAAAAGGUUCAUACACUAAACUGAUUCAUUGCUGUUUAAAAAAUGGUAUAAGUGUUUUCGGUGUGGAAAAUAUGGAUGAGUCUUUACUAAUCAGUGUCAAUUCUGAUUUAUAUAUCGACUUUUCAGCCAGUAUCAGCAGACGUUUUUGGCUUAAAGCGCAGCAAAUCAAUAUGCCUGAAACCAUUGAAGAGAUACCGUACAAUGGAUGUGAUUGCAAACGCAUUAAGUUCUUUUUCAGCACUAAUGGCUUACUUAAAGCCUGUGAAUUAUAUCAUUUAAACUCAAAAAUUGUGUAA